Messenger RNA from Ostrea edulis (European flat oyster), 1124 nucleotides. RefSeq lists its product as uncharacterized. The transcript is spliced from 4 exons. The coding region runs from base 102 to 968 and encodes 288 amino acids. NCBI's taxonomy places the organism in Eukaryota, Metazoa, Mollusca, Bivalvia, Ostreida, Ostreidae. The record is from RefSeq and is a predicted model, not a curated record.
UGAAGCUGGAUGUCCGAAUGUCCUUUUUUCCCGUGAAAAUGACCAUGCCGUUCACAUUACUGUGUCUGAUGUAAAAUUGAUAAUUUCAUUUGAAUUCAACCAUGGCAAUUGUAACUUGUAUUUUUGUUAUUGGAGUUGCACUUACGGCAGUCUUUGGCAUGAACAACGAGCACAUGUUGUUUGUGAGGGUUGCAAACUUCACUAAUCUUCAGUCCCAGAAUUCCACGGUGCUGGGAUCUUCACCUGGUUGUCUAGAGGACUGUGCACUACAAUGCCUAUCUUCAUUGAAAUGUCUCUCUUUUCAACAUCGACCCAGCGACAAUGAAUGUGUUUUGUUUUCAACCUUGUCUUUUGGAACUAGCGUUACUACUGCAGGAAGCAACGAUGGCUGGGAGUAUUUCCGUGGUUCCGGGGAAAGAUGUCGUGUGGAGUUCAGUGACGUCAGAACCUUUAAUAUUUGCAUUUCCUUUGUGGGCAAUUAUGACGUGUCUGAAAGCCGUAAGCAGUGCUCUAAUAGAAACGCUAGUAUCAUCAACAUCAGAUCGGAAGAGGAAAAGGAACUUUUGAAAAGAUUGAUGGAAAGAUGUCGUGAGGAGUUCAGUGACGUCAGAACCUUGAAUAUUUGUAUUUCCUAUGUGGGCAAUUAUGAUGUGUUUGAAGGCCGUAAGCAGUGCUCCAGUAGAAACGCUAGUAUCAUCAACAUCAGAUCGGGCGAGGAACUGGAACUUUUGAAAAGAUUAAUGGUUUCCGUCCCUGAAGAAAAUCAAGGAAACAAGCCGUUCAUUCAAGGGCAGUGGAAUGGAUCGCACUGGGUAUUGGAUGAUGGCAAGCCGAUGGAGUACACGACGUUGCCUGUGAAGAACUUUGAUUCUGGAGACUGUUUAAAAUUAUAUCCUAAUGUCAAGCAGAUUGCAGUUAGCAAAUGUUCAAGACUAAGACCAAUAAUGUGUGCAUAUGAUAUAAUUUAAGCAAUGCAAGAUGUAACUGACGGUAAAACAAACUGAAAAAUAAAGAACGUUUGUGAUUGAAUGUACAGAAUUUCUUUGAAUAAGAGUGGAUCUGAAGCAAUAAAUUCUUGAAUAAGCAGAAAAUGAUGAUUCGUAAAUUAUUGUCUAUCCUGGCAG